Molecule: messenger RNA, 1553 nt
Organism: Orcinus orca (killer whale)
Lineage: Eukaryota; Metazoa; Chordata; Mammalia; Artiodactyla; Delphinidae
Gene: YJU2
Product: YJU2 splicing factor homolog
Exons: 8
Coding region: 97-1062 (321 amino acids)
Biological process (GO): mRNA splicing, via spliceosome
Cellular component (GO): U2-type catalytic step 1 spliceosome
Source: RefSeq, a predicted model, not a curated record
CGGAAGCGGAAAUACAAGGAUAGAUGGUCGGGGAAGUUCGACAAGCACUCAGCCUAAUCAGUAUUCUUGUGGUCGUGAGAAGAGUAGGAGGUAAAGAUGUCGGAGCGAAAAGUUUUAAACAAAUACUACCCGCCCGACUUCGACCCGUCAAAGAUCCCCAAGCUCAAGCUGCCCAAAGACCGGCAGUACGUGGUGCGGCUGAUGGCCCCCUUCAACAUGAGGUGUAAGACAUGUGGAGAAUAUAUCUACAAGGGCAAGAAGUUCAACGCCCGCAAAGAGACAGUGCAGAACGAGUCCUACCUGGGCCUGCCCAUCUUCCGCUUCUACAUCAAGUGCACGCGCUGCCUGGCAGAGAUCACCUUCAAGACAGACCCCGAAAACACAGACUACACCAUGGAGCACGGAGCCACGCGGAACUUCCAGGCUGAGAAGCUCCUGGAGGAGGAGGAGAAGAGGGUGCAGAAGGAACGGGAGGACGAGGAGCUGAACAACCCCAUGAAGGUGCUGGAGAACAGAACCAAGGACUCCAAGCUGGAGAUGGAGGUUCUGGAGAACCUGCAGGAGCUCAAGGACCUGAACCAGCGGCAGGCACACGUGGACUUCGAGGCCAUGCUGCGGCAGCACCGCCUGUCGGAGGAGGAGCAGCGGAAGCACGAGCAGGCGGAGGACGAGCGGGAGGCGGCGGCCUUAGUGGAAGAAUCUAGGAAACGAAGACUCCUGGAAGACUCCGAUUCAGAGGAGGAUGCUGCCCCCACCCAGCCCCAGCAGGCCCUCCUGCCCAACCCCACUGCCAUCCUGGACGAGGCCCCAAAAGCCAAGAGGAAGGCGGAGAGCUGGGAGCGCAGUGUGGGCACCUUUGGCAGCAGUCCCCAGCUGUCUGGCCUGGUUGUGGUGAAGAAAACAGACCUGGGCCGCAGCAUCCAGCGAGGAGGAGUCCUGCCCGCCCCAGAUGCAAUGAAGAACGGGCAGGUGGCUGGCCCUGCGCCCCAGACGUCUGGCACCUCCUCCCUGAGCCAGCUGGGUGUGUAUUCCGACAGCGAGGACAGCAGCGGCAGCAACUGAGCCCUGCCCCCAGGCCCUUCCCCAGGUCAAGAUCACACAGCCAGCUCCAGCCCAUGGUCGGGGCAGGAGGCCCUGGGACCAACUGGAGUCACCACCGGACAAGCACAAAUGACCUCCAAGGCUGGCGGGGUCAGCAAUGGCUUCAGCUAAGGGACUCAGUUUCUCUCCUGUCCCCCCACCUUCCCCCCUCCGGAGCUCGGGGUCCCCAGCUCACAUGGCGGCAUCCCCGGAGCAGCUUCUGACAGGCCUUUGAGGUCGUCGCGGCUGACAUUCCGAGAUGCUCUGGGCACGUGCGUGAGCCCACCCACCAGUGGUUGGCUCCAUCCCCGCCACAGAACCAUCUGGAACCCAUGAAAGGAACCUGUUGAUCUGGCCUGGGGGUACCUUCUCUCUGCCAGCAUCUGAGGAGGGGGCUGCAGAAGCAUGCAACCUAGCCAGUCCUGGACUCUUGGCUCAGAAACUGCGAGAUAAAAAAUGUUCCUUGUUUCGUA